Molecule: messenger RNA, 507 nt
Organism: Rhagoletis zephyria (snowberry fruit fly)
Lineage: Eukaryota; Metazoa; Arthropoda; Insecta; Diptera; Tephritidae
Product: glycine-rich protein 5-like
Source: RefSeq, a predicted model, not a curated record
AUGAAGCUGUUCGUAGUACUCUCCGCAUUGUUCGCCGUUUGCUGUGCUAGGCCACAGCAAUAUGGUGGCUCCCAAGCCGGCGCCAAUGCCAACGCUAAUGCUGGCGCAGCAGGUGGAGGAUUUGGUGGUAACCCUGGCUUCGGUGGUAACCCUGGCUUCGGUGGCAACUCUGGAUUUGGUGGAAAUCACGGCGGCGGUUUCAAUAGAAAUCCUGGAUUCACCGGCGGAAAUCACGGCGGCGGUGGCGGUUUCGGUGGAAACCCCGGAUUUGGUGGCGGCUUUGGUGGAAAACCCGGUUUUGGUGGCGGCUUCGGUGGAAACCCCGGAUUUGGUGGCGGCUUUGGUGGAAAACCCGGUUUUGGUGGCGGCUUCGGUGGAAACCCCGCAUUUGGUGGUGGUUCCAGUUCAGCCAACGCUAAUGCAAAUGCCAACGCCAGUGGAUUUGGUGGUGGCUCUUCUGCAGCUAAUGCAAACGCUAAGGCUAGCGCCAAUAGCUUUGGCAAAUAG